Molecule: messenger RNA, 1993 nt
Organism: Anthonomus grandis grandis
Lineage: Eukaryota; Metazoa; Arthropoda; Insecta; Coleoptera; Curculionidae
Product: rRNA N6-adenosine-methyltransferase ZCCHC4
Exons: 5
Coding region: 610-1980 (456 amino acids)
Biological process (GO): rRNA methylation
Cellular component (GO): nucleolus; cytoplasm
Molecular function (GO): rRNA (adenine-N6-)-methyltransferase activity; zinc ion binding; nucleic acid binding
Source: RefSeq, a predicted model, not a curated record
GGCUUAGUGUGAAUGUUUAUUUUGGCUUAUCUAACAUGUUGCUAGCCCUAUAAAGAACCCCCCCAAGAUCCCCAUGGAUAAGUUAACGUUUUGUCUAGCGAACUCCAUGAUUUUUUUAAUCCAAUACGGCACCACAUGCAGUCCGUUAACGUCUUUCGACUGUCUCCUACUUAAAAUGCUUUGAACCCUCGAUGGUGCAUCAUUUUUAACCGGUUCAAUUCCACCAUUAAUUUUAUUCCAAUUGAUUGUUAUAUAUUCUCUUCUUUGAAAAAAUAGUGAGGUAAAAACACACUUAAGGACCUAACGGCUUGGGGUAUUUAGAUGUUGUUUUCAGGACGUUUUGGAUCAUCUGAACACUUUUACACAGAACACAAAGAGGAAAAUGGAGAAAAAGAGAAAAAUCCUUGGUCUGUUUUCUGUGCACUUUUAAAAUAUUAACACUUUGUUGUAUUAUAUGCUUUCAAAACAUGCAAAAAAGUGAGGUUAUGACAACAAGUCAAAUCAGGUGAUUGACGUGACAUUUGAGGUUAGGACACUUAACCUCACAUAUUUAAUUUUUUAAGAGAAGUGGGUACAUGUUUUGAACCUAAAAAAGCCUUUUUUAUAACAAUGAAAAGAUCUUCAAAUGAUAUCGACAAGAGCUACAGUAUAAAAGUGAUCGUAGAGGACCCCAAGUCGCAUCCAGUGUGUCCCCAUGGCCCCACUUUGUUAUUUUCCAAAAACAACACUGAAGAAGUGAAGCGAUUCUUUGCCUGUUCCGCCUAUAGGGACAGAAAACAUUGUGGCUUCUUCCAGUGGGCCGAUAAAUCCUCAAAUUUACAGUCUACUGAAAAACUAGAGGCGAGGAAAGUUGAACAAAAAAAGUUCCUUAAGGGCAUUAAUCAUAGAAAAGCCUAUGUGUUGUUAAAUAAGAUUAAAUCAUUGGGAAGAAGUAACAGAGGGUUCUGUCACGAUUGUAAGCUGUUAUUUAAUGCUUGUCAGGAUAAAAGGCAUGAAAAUCAUUCGGCUAUUAUCGGUUUAACUGAUUAUCAACUAGAGCAUCCUUCGGAGAUGUUAAAACCUUUGGACGAGACUAAAAAGGAGGCCCAAUAUCUGUUUUCUAAAACUUCAGUUGAAUUUAUUGUGGAAACUUUCCGGAGGUUGGGUUACCAGUAUGUGAUUUGUGUGGGCACCCCGAGGAUACAUGAAUAUAUCCAGUCUAAUGUCGGGCAUGACAUGCAGAGUAUCUUACUGGACUUAGACGAUAGAUUUCAUAGCUUUUUUGGCCCCAUGGAGUUUUGUUGGUACAAUUCUUUCAAUAAUCAUUUCUUUUUUGAUGAGGCUCAGGGUGUUUUCGAGGAUUUUUUAAGAAAUACUCGGGGUGAAAGAACUGUUCUUAUAACAGACCCACCGUUUGGGGGCAGGAUCGAACCACUUGCCUACACUCUUUCCGUAAUAAAUAAACUUUAUAUGGGCACUAAUAAGACCGAAGAAACAUUGCCGAUAUUCUGGAUAUUUCCAUAUUUUAUGGAACCACAGAUCCUCAAUUAUCUGCCCGAAUUCAAUAUGCUUGACUACAAAGUAAAUUAUGACAACCACCCGCUGUUUCAAGGGGGCCCCAAGGGCAGGAAAAAUGGGUCACCUGUUAGAAUAUUCACGAAUGUUCUUCCGAGCCUCGUAAAGCUGCCUAAAGGCGAAUAUAAGUUCUGUAAAAGAUGCGAUAAAUGGGUGUCAAAAGAGAAUAAACAUUGCCAUAUUUGCGAACAAUGCACCUCGAAAAAUGGACAAACUUACGUGCAUUGCAAACAAUGUGACAGAUGUGUCAAACCGAGCUGGCAACACUGUCAUAAUUGUCAAAGGUGUGCGCAGGUGCGGCAUCAGUGCGGGCUCGUCCUCGAGUUUAAUGGGGCGUGUUUAAAUUGUCAACGGUCGGGGCAUAAAAGGGCGAAUUGUCCCGAUUUACUGCCAGCACUGAAGAAUAAGAAAACAGUAAAAAAAUAAACAUUAAAUAAGG